Athene cunicularia (burrowing owl) is the source of this 5103-nucleotide messenger RNA. It is a transcript of the gene COMP, whose product is annotated as cartilage oligomeric matrix protein. The record is from RefSeq and is a predicted model, not a curated record. Gene Ontology annotation, biological process: cell adhesion. NCBI's taxonomy places the organism in Eukaryota, Metazoa, Chordata, Aves, Strigiformes, Strigidae. Gene Ontology annotation, cellular component: extracellular region. The coding region runs from base 2199 to 4484 and encodes 761 amino acids. Gene Ontology annotation, molecular function: calcium ion binding. The transcript is spliced from 21 exons.
UGAAGAGUUGAGUUUGGAGAAAGCAGUGGUCAGGCUUCUGACCUAAUGCUUUCAGCGUCCCCACAGCCAGUGAAGAUGUGAGGGAACUCUGGGAAAACGUUGAGGGUGAAAAACUGAAGUUCCCUUGAAAGUCAGCUAUUCAUACGCAUACUGGGAUUUUGAUGGUCUCAUCAUUCUGCAUGGACGUAUAUUUCUCCGUAGGAAGCAAAUCCGAUGUCAGUUGUUUCUGUGGUGACCUCACAAGUGACCCUUGUCCAUUCUUCAUUCCAUGUGAGUUACAUCUUUUCUUUCUGGAGUUUUAUGACUUCUCCCAACUUGAAGAAAACAGAUUUUUUUUUCUGAAUAGUUGGCAAGAAUCUUCCUUUAUUAAUGACCCAUGAGGCUUCUGUUGAAGUAAUGUGCUUUUCCCUUGAAACUCUCCACUAUCAUCACAGGUACUAAUGGGCCUCCUUGCUUGCCACCAGCAGGGCCCUGGACUGAGCAGCCUGCAAGGUCUGGAUGCCUCUCUCACCUCUUGACAACAGCACCUUCAAAAACAUAAGCUGGAUAGACAUCAACUAUCCCUGUUUCUGGUGAAAAACUUGCUCCCUGCGGGAUGUGUGACGGGGCAUUUUUCAUUCACUCCCCAUUUGUUGCUAUAAAAUAAAAAUUGUAAAUAUUUCCCAGAACAUCGCUAGGAAAACUAAUAUAUUUUAUCUUUAAUAAUCUGUUGCCAUGGUUUUGAUUUGCCCAGAAGGACCCAGAAAUGCUAAAACUUGGGAAACUCAGUUUUCCUGAGUUCCUUCUAAACCACUUUUGCUUACCACAAGCAUCAAACCCUCAAAGCUGAUUUACCUGUGGCUUGACAGCAAAAAGUGACUUGCUGUGUGUAACACAAGAUGGCAUGUGUGCCAGACAAGCAGAAUGGUGCAAAUGCCAGCUAGGUAACACAUGCAAAUUAACCUUAUUUUGCAUCUAGGUUUGCUUGGUGCAAGAAAACGUGUAAUCUGUCUGCUGCAGCAUUCCUGUAAUAUAAAAAUAAUAAUAUUUAUUAGUGAACAUGCAUGCUCACCAGUGCCUGCCAGACUGCACGCAGUUACCUCCAAGAAUUGUGCACAGCCACAAGGAUGGCAAGUUUUUUCCUGAACAUGGGAGGUCUGAGCUCAAAAUGAGAAAAAUAAAUAAAUAAAUAAAUCUUUAUGUAAAUAUCCAAGGAUCCUGCUGCUGUAACAUUUUAAAGACUGAGCUACUGUUUCCUGGGGCUUUCCUGUCUGUGUCCCCAGGGGAACUGUAUGAUCGACAUUCAGACAGAUUUGACAACCAAACGGUCAGAAUGUGCGAUCAAGAAUUUCGCUGGUCUUCGCGCUAAACUUCUUACAGGUCAUAGUUUAACAGGCAAGGUGGCAGCUUUAAGGUUUUCUUUGGGCCGGUUUCCUUUGGCUGGUCUAGGUGGCGUUCUCAAUCCUCUCUGUGUCUUCUGAUGGAAAGUGUUGGAUUGAGACUGACUGAUGGAGAAUGCUGGACUGACACUCAUUCCUUCACAGACAAGAAACAGCAAAGUCGACCUUCCUUUCAUGCUGUCACUUCUGCACUGCAUCCUUCCUUUAGACAGGCCUGCGUGGGGGGGAACAUCAGCCUCUCGUACAUUUGCCCAAUCCCUCUCCAAAAUAGGAUGUGACAGCUCCCCUUUGGAAUUGGAAGAUGAUUCAAUAGUUCUACCCCAAGUGUGAGUGGCGAAACUGUCUUUUGGGAGUUUAAAGAGUCUUUUCUGAAACUAGUGAAGUCCAGAUGUCUCAUAGCUUUUGUGAUCUUGCGAGCAGUUUUAGAAGGAAAAUCUGUGAGGGUUAUGGCUAUGAAUCAUCCGUCUAUCCUGUGUCCAUGAAGAAGAAAUAAAACCCCAAUCCAAAAAGAAUCCAUUUAAUUCUGGAAUUUUCUGACCUAUUUUGGUACAAGCUAGUCUAAAAAAAAAAAAAAAAAAAAAUAAACUACUCUCCUGAUGAGUUUCUCAUAUUGUUUACUUUUGUAACGUUCUCUGUGGACUAGCAGCCAGAAAUGACGUCCACCCCUCGUCCAGCAUCAGAGAAUAAGAACUUCAGAGGAAGGAAUGCAACUUCAUAAAUAGCAAACCACAGACACUAAUGGGGAGCAGAGGCAAACCUGCAGGUUAAAAAUUCAUUGCGAGAGAAGCCCAUACGUCCACACUGCCUGGAGAUUCGAAGAUGAUUUCAGCUCUAGCGUUUGUUUUUCUCCUCUGCCUCUCUUGUCCUUUUUCAUCAUGUCAGCAGAGAAGAGCAGGAGGUGAAGUUGGGCCAGAAAUGCUGGAAGAGAUGAGAGAAACUAACCGUGUGCUAAUGGAAGUUCGAGACUUGUUGAAACAGCAGAUUAAGGAGAUAACAUUCCUGAAGAAUACAGUCAUGGAGUGUGAUGCCUGUGGCAUGCACCCCGAGGUGACAGGCCCUGUCAUCACCGUCACACAGUUUAACAGAUGCCUCCCAAACUCCUGCUUCCCUGGAGUGGCCUGCACCGAGACCAGCACCGGCUUCCGCUGCGGCCCCUGUCCCCCAGGCUAUUCAGGCAACGGGUCCCACUGCACAGAUAUCAAUGAGUGCAACGCAAACCCCUGCUUCCCCAAGGUCCAGUGCAUUAACACCGUCCCGGGCUUCCGCUGUGAUCCCUGCCCUCCCGGCUUCACUGGGCAAGCCGUCGAAGGGGUUGGACUAGCUUAUGCCAGGGCCAACAAACAGGUUUGCACUGACAUCAAUGAAUGCGAGACGGGUGCUGCCAGGAAUUGUGUCCCAAACUCGAUCUGCAUCAAUACACGGGGAUCCUACAAGUGCGGAGCUUGUAAACCCGGCUUUGUUGGGGACCAAGUCAGUGGCUGCAAGAGCCAGUCGGUGAGACGCUGCCCCAACGGCGAGAUCAGCCCCUGCCACGAGAAGGCCCAGUGCGUGGUGGAGCGCGACGGGUCCCUCUCCUGCGUGUGCCUCGUGGGGUGGGCAGGGAACGGCUACGUCUGUGGGAAGGACACGGACAUUGAUGGAGUCCCUGAUGAGAAGCAGCGCUGCUCUGACAAAAAGUGCCGCAAGGAUAACUGCAUGACCGUCCCCAACUCUGGCCAGGAGGAUGCAGACAGGGAUGGAAUUGGAGAUGCGUGUGAUGACGAUGCUGAUGGAGAUGGGAUAUUAAAUACUGAGGACAACUGCGUAUACACGCGCAACGCAGACCAGCGCAACACGGACAAGGACAACUUCGGCGACGCCUGCGACAACUGUCGCCAAGUGAAGAACAACGACCAACGGGACAUUGACGGCGACGGGAAGGGAGACGAGUGUGACGAUGACAUGGAUGGAGAUGGGAUCAGGAACACUGUGGACAACUGCAGAAGAGUUCCUAACCCUGAUCAAAAAGAUAGUGAUGGUGACGGAGUAGGAGAUGUGUGUGACAGCUGCCCAACAAUCAGCAACCCAGACCAGAAAGAUACCGAUCAUGAUCUAGUGGGAGAUGUCUGUGACACCAACCAGGACAGUGACGGGGAUGGCCACCAAGAUACCCGGGACAACUGCCCGUCGGUGCCCAACAGCUCCCAGGUGGACACAGACAACGACGGGCUGGGAGACGAGUGUGAUGAUGACGACGAUGAUGAUGGGAUUCCAGAUGAGAAACCUCCAGGCCCCGACAACUGCCGGCUUGUCCCUAACCCUGGCCAAGAAGACUCAGAUGGGGACGGCGUGGGAAACCUUUGCGAAGAUGACUUUGACAGAGACAUGGUGAUUGACAGAAUUGACGUGUGCCCAGAGAACGCCGAAGUGACACUAACGGACUUCAGGGCUUUCCAGACAGUUGUCCUGGACCCGGAGGGUGACGCGCAGAUUGACCCCAACUGGAUUGUCCUCAACCAGGGCAUGGAAAUCGUCCAGACUAUGAACAGUGAUCCAGGCCUGGCUGUAGGUUACACGGCAUUCAAUGGCGUGGACUUCGAGGGCACCUUCCACGUCAACACUGCCACAGACGACGAUUACGCCGGCUUCAUAUUUGGCUACCAGGACAGUUCCAGCUUUUACGUGGUCAUGUGGAAGCAGAUGGAACAGACAUACUGGCAGGCAAACCCCUUCCGAGCAGUAGCAGAACCUGGAAUCCAACUGAAGGCAGUGAAGUCUAAAACAGGCCCAGGCGAGUAUCUCCGCAACUCUCUGUGGCACACGGGCGACACCACAGACCAGGUGAAGCUGCUGUGGAAAGACCCUCGGAAUUCCGGCUGGAAGGACAAGACGUCUUACCGCUGGUUCCUGCAGCAUCGCCCUCAAGUGGGCUACAUCAGAGCUCGAUUCUACGAAGGCCCUGAGGUCGUAGCAGACACGGGAGUUGUCCUCGACACGACCAUGCGAGGGGGACGCCUGGGAGUCUUCUGCUUCUCCCAGGAGAACAUCAUUUGGUCGAACCUGCGUUAUCGCUGCAACGACACCAUCCCAGAAGACUACGAAACAUUUAGAGUUCAGCAAGACUAACCUCCGAUUUAAACCUCUGUUCAGCCAAACUUGCUUUAAAAUCCGUGCUCAGCUGCCGCACUCUUGCUCUGGUGUAAAGAACUGUCAGUACCGUACCACUGCGCCCCGCACAGCACCACCCAGCAACGCGUUAUCUGGCAUCUUUCCUACAACAGCAACUUUUCUUUAAACGCUGCAAAAACCUGUUGGAACAGCAGAGGUGUAGAUGGCGAGUGUGGAUAGAAGCCUGUGCUGCUGUAAACACUAAUUCUCUACACUGCACGGAGAAAGAUCUGCUGAGAAGCCGCCGGCAGUAGCUGGAAUUGUUUGAGUAAGAUUAGAGUGGAUGAUCCCCAGGAAUCAUUUUUUCCUACUCAAAGGCGCUCAAGUGUGAAUGUUGGGUUUUGGGGUUUUUUUUGUUUGUUUUCCUUUUCAAGACCUACUGCAAAGCAAACCCAGCACUAGUCUGAAAAGGACACAGAGAGCAGCCUAUGUACAAGCUGCUCACAAAACAUUAAAAAAAAAAAAAAAAAAAAAAAAAAAAAAAAAAAAGCACUUUAAGGAGAGUAUCUUUUUUCUGGAAUGUUGGGUAAUAAAUCCUUGGAAUGUUGGAUAAUAAAUACUAGAUUCUCCUUGGUCA